UUUGGCGUGUUUUUGGUCAUUGUCGCAUAAAGUUACAUUCACACUUUACAGACAAAAAAUGCCGGUCAUUGACAAAAGAAGGGCAGAUGAAUAUGCUGUCGUCCCAUCCAAACGACAGAGGCAUGAAUUAGUUGCUGCAGAGCACGACAAGAUGGUGAUGUUGUGGGACUCGGCCACCGGAGGGCGCAUCAAGAAGUUGAAAGGGCACACGUCGAUCGUGAAUAGCUGUUCACCGGCGCGGCGCGGCCCUCCGCUCGUGUGCAGUGGCAGCGAUGAUGGCACGAUCAGACUGUGGGACUCGCGCAAGAAGGGAACCAUGCAAACAUUCCAGAACACAUACCAGGUCACCGCGGUGACGUUCAACGACACGGCCGAGCAGAUCAUCAGCGGCGGCAUCGACAACGACAUCAAGGUGUGGGACCUGCGCAAGAACGCCGUCCUCUACGAGAUGCGCGGUCACAGCGACACGCUCACCGGGCUCCGGCUCAGCCCCGACGGCUCCUACCUGCUGUCGAACGCGAUGGACAGCUCGGUGCGCAUCUGGGACGUGCGGCCGUUCGCGGCGCGCGAGCGCUGCGUCAAGAUCUUCCACGGCCACCAGCACGGCUUCGAGAAGAACCUGCUGAAGUGCGCGUGGGCGCCGGAUGGCAGCAAGGUGGCGGCGGGCUCGGCCGACAGGCACGUCUACGUGUGGGACACAACGUCGCGGCGCGUGCUCUACAAGCUGCCGGGACACAGCGGCUCGGUGAACGAGGUCGACUUCCACCCGCUCGAGCCGAUCAUCGUCUCGUGCGCCAGCGACAAGAAGAUCUAUCUCGGCGAGAUCGAGGGUUGACCGCCAGGGAGCGCUGACGCGAGGAGACGGCCGAAAGACUGGGGGCGAGUGGUCGCGCUUGUAGAUGGCGCUGAUGUGGAGGUGGCCGAAAGAUUUGGCGAGUGGACUGGAGGGAGGGAGCGCUAAUUUAGAGACGGUCGAAACAUUUGCCCAACGAUCAAGGGUGGACUGUAGAGGUGGCCGCGUGGGCAUGGAUUUCGCGUUGGAGGGAGAAACAAGUUCUACACAAUGCCGCAGCCUGUCUGCCGCCGCUUAGGGCUUGAGGAUGAGAGAGAAGCGAUGGUUGGUGGGAAUAAGUGGGAAUGCAUGCCUAGCCGUGUUACCCCAUAGAUCACACAGCUGGUAGCAGCCAUCACUCUUGUACGAUAGGUGCCACUGCAAAGCGCAAUCCCACCAUAGCUCUGAGAUGAGAUGAGGAUAGGCCGUGAAGAAAAAGGAAACGACAAGCCUCUGAUGACCAUCACUAACGUGAGACUCCAGGCCAGCACAUCUGCUGUGUGAAGCCGAGUGUACUCAAGGCAGUAUUCGGCCAUUGGCUGUGUGCAUCUGUGCGUGUGUGCAAUUCAAUUUCCUCGAUGGUCUUGCAGUCAUGUCACAUCACGGAUGGAGAACUUGCACAGGAGGAUCACGAGUCGAGUGACUCCCUCACUCAGAUCUUAUUAUCAUGUUGCUAUUUGCGCACGUGGUAAAGUUAUCUCACUACAAGUGCAUAACAGAUUUCGAACAUCUUUUUAUAAUAAAAACUUGUAUUUACAAGACAUGAAAACUUA
Messenger RNA from Priapulus caudatus, 1605 nucleotides. Its product is annotated as U5 small nuclear ribonucleoprotein 40 kDa protein-like. Gene Ontology annotation, molecular function: RNA binding; protein binding. The transcript is spliced from 3 exons. Gene Ontology annotation, cellular component: catalytic step 2 spliceosome. The record is from RefSeq and is a predicted model, not a curated record. The coding region runs from base 59 to 835 and encodes 258 amino acids. NCBI's taxonomy places the organism in Eukaryota, Metazoa, Priapulida, Priapulimorpha, Priapulimorphida, Priapulidae.